UUUGUAGAGUAUUCGAGAAAGGGGCAAAACGCUGUCACAAAAGUCAUGGGAUUGUUUGUGAAGUUGUGAGAUGUUUGACUGUAGCAAAGUAAACCCAAAGCAUCAGAAAUGGCUGUGGCAAGAGGUAUAAUUAAGAGGAUGAGUAUUAGGGUUGGUGCUGUUCUGAUACGUCCUCCAACAACACCAUCUCAUUCACACUUCUUCCACUGUUGUAACGAUUCUCUCCCUCCAUUCAAAUCCCACCUUUCUUCCUUCUCCUCUACUUUUCUUAGAUCCUUCUCUCACCAUUUUCCAGAAGAGACAAGUGAUGAAGGUGCUACCACUGACGGAUGGGAAGAGGAAGAUGAGACUGAACCUAAGAUUGGUGAUGGAGGUAAUGGUGGUGGAGUUGCCUUGCAAAAUGUCCCUUGGGGCCAGCGAACUCUCUCUAUCGCUGAGGAGGUGCUUAUGCAGUUCAGUGAGGACAUCAAACUUUUUGCUUUCAAAACAACUCCUCGUGGAUAUGUUUAUGUGAGAUUGGACAAAUUAACUGAUGAAUAUGGGUGUCCAAGCAUGGAAGAGCUUGAAUGCUACAAUAAAAAAUACAAAGAAAGAUUAGAUGAAGUUGGAGCACUUGGAGAGAUACCCGAUGAUUUGGCUUUAGAGGUUUCAUCCCCAGGUGCCGAGAGGCUACUGAAAGUGCCAGAUGAUGUUGGUAGAUUCAAAGACAUGCCUAUGAGAGUCUGUUACACUGAAAAUCUAGAGUCCAAUUGCCCAGAAAGGGAGGGGGUUUUCUUGUUAGAUUUUAUAGAAAAAGACUCAGAGAUGUGUGUGUGGAAGUUGGCAGACGUUAAAGAGAAUAGAGACCCCCUUAGAAAAGGCACAACUUUAAAUCGUAAACAGAAGGAUUGGAGAUUGAAACUUCCAUUCAACUUGCAUAGAAUGGUUAGUCUGUACCUUGCAUAAUUAUAAAGUAUAAAUUUGUUCUGACUCAAAAGCAUGGAAUUGUUUUCUCUCCCUCCUCCAUUCCCUUUUUGUCUAUCUAUAUUUUCCUUGCAUAUGGUAUGCAGAAGUAGUUUGACAAAAGAAAAGUUCUUUUUAGUUUUAGUAGUGGGCUCGGUACCAUGUGUAAUAUCGAGGAGUUUUAUGUUUGCUGCUGAAGACUAGUGCAACCCACUUCCGUUAUCUGGCUUUAUUUAGAUGUUCAUUCCUUCAUUAUGAUUAUACUCUUUCACUUUGUUGUCCAAAAAUGGCUUUUCAUUUUAAUUUUUAAUUAUAUCAUUCUGUUCUUAAAACAUUUUCUUUUU
Molecule: messenger RNA, 1286 nt
Organism: Vigna umbellata (rice bean)
Lineage: Eukaryota; Viridiplantae; Streptophyta; Magnoliopsida; Fabales; Fabaceae
Source: RefSeq, a predicted model, not a curated record